This is a messenger RNA of Aspergillus pseudotamarii, 1602 nucleotides long. Its product is annotated as SNARE domain protein. Gene Ontology annotation, cellular component: membrane; SNARE complex; endomembrane system. The record is from RefSeq and is a predicted model, not a curated record. Lineage: Eukaryota; Fungi; Ascomycota; Eurotiomycetes; Eurotiales; Aspergillaceae. Bases 1 to 1602 code for a protein of 533 amino acids. Gene Ontology annotation, molecular function: SNARE binding; SNAP receptor activity. Gene Ontology annotation, biological process: intracellular protein transport; vesicle fusion; Golgi to vacuole transport. The transcript is spliced from 3 exons.
AUGCGCAGCCAUGGCAUCAGCACAUUUGACCCUGUGCUCACUCUGAACCCGCGGACGGGUGAACAGAGAACACUAACGGUACACAAUCUUUCGGGAUUUCUUGAGCGCCAGGACAUUGCACACAAGCUGGCGUGCCAGAUUAUUCCCUCAGUAUGGGGUCCCUUCUCAGACGAGGAAAGCCCAAAGAUGAACUAUCAAGCAGAGAAACGGCUCGUUCAGCGACUAGAGCGAGGGUUGUACGUGCUUUUCCACAUGGCCGAUAUUGCUCGUGACACAUACAAAACAAAACAAAAGAUAAACCCUCUAGUUCCGGACGUUACUGGGCGCCUAUUGGUGCUUACUAGGAUGCUGGAAGAGUACCACGACAUCCCGCGAAACAAGCGUCGCCUAACGUCCUUCCAAGAGUAUGCCAGCCACGCUUAUACAGUCUUAAAGUGGGGCUAUAGAGAAGUAGAUAUCGGCAGGAGGCGGCUCAAAUUCAGAGGUUACCUUGAUGAGCAGACAGAGAUCGAUUUCCACGCCACACUUCGAAUGCUGCGGGAGCUUAUAGAGGGAAUGCUUCUCCGACAUGGCCCCAAAGAGUGGCAUCGGGAUGCGAGGAAUGAAUACAGCGUGAUCUCAUGGUUUCUGCUGAAGCAAUCACCACAGUCCCUAGCAAAACUCCUCCUGAGCCCUCAGGAUGAGUGCUGUGGUCUGGAGGAGAAAGCUUCUGAUUCCGAUGUAAGAAAAUGUCAAUUCUCAGACCCACUCGAUAGUUACUGGCAAGCCUGGAAGAAUGUCCCAAAACUGGGCUGUCUGACUUGUGACUGCAAGCGACGAGUGAGGAGCUGGAGUGUGAAACCAGCAUUGAUUGAUGAACGAGGCCGACAAGACGUCCUUGCGACGCUGCAAACAACAAGGCCUCUCUUCUCAUCGUAUCUACGCAUCAGGUCUCUCGCUAAAUCCCCAUCCAAUCCCGAACUUCAGCAAGCACGCUCGGAACUAGAGACGACGCUGACCGAACUCACUGCGGACUUGGAUGAUCUCGUCGAGAGUGUCCGUGCAAUCGAACAAGAUCCAUACCGGUAUGGCUUGGAGCUGGAAGAGGUUCAGCGCCGGCGAAAGCUGGUGGAAGAUGUCGGUGGAGAGAUUGAGCAAAUGAGAGAGGAGUUGCAAAAAGCCGUUACUAGUUCUGCGACAACUAGCAGUGCUAGAUCGGGUGCGCCCACUGGCAAUUCGUCUUCGGGGCUACCCAAUCCAUCAGACUUUGACAAUGUCCUCUCCCCUUCGGCGGAUGAUAGAGGGGAUGAUUACUAUGCCGCUCUCGAACAGCAACGGCAGGUGGAACUGAUGCACGAGCAAGACGAACAGUUAGAUGGCGUCUUCCGCACCGUUGGCAACUUGCGACAACAGGCUGACGAUAUGGGGAGGGAGCUAGAGGAGCAAGCAGUCAUGAUAGGAGAGGUUGAUACAUUGGCCGACCGAGUAGGGGGCAAGUUACAGAGUGGAGUGUCAAAGAUUAAAUAUAUCGUGAGAAAGAACGAAGAUACAAUGUCCUCGUUUUGCAUCGCCGUUCUCAUUUUCGUGCUUGUCCUAUUAUUAAUCCUGGUCAUCGCCCUGUAA